AUGGAUACAAUACCGAAGAAAAAUGAUGAAAAAGAUACAAAGGAGGAUUUGGAAAAAAAAUAUCGAUUACCAACUGAAAGUAAAAAUCAAUGGGACUUACGGAAGCAUUUUAUUGAAAAAUAUUGGGAUAAAUACGAUGAAGAUCGUUUAUUAUGUUUAGCUCAAUGUUAUGUCAAUAUGCGGUGUUUGGGAUGUAAAUAUUCAAAAUCACUCGAUUCAUUAAUUGAAGGCCUUGCAAAAGAUAUUGAAUAA
This is a messenger RNA of Rotaria socialis, 252 nucleotides long. NCBI's taxonomy places the organism in Eukaryota, Metazoa, Rotifera, Eurotatoria, Philodinida, Philodinidae. The record is from the annotation of a GenBank genome assembly.